CUAUUGUGAAUUCUGUUCGGUGUCCGGUCAUUAGAAUUUGGAUUUUCGUUUUAGGACAGUUUUAUAGAUAUUGCCAAUCAUUAUUUCAACUUUGUGUAGCACCCAAACAUCUGCAGCGUCCGUUGAUUACACGUCAGCACCAGGGAGUGGAUAGAUUGACUAUCAAACUGAUAACGGACCGUCGAAAGCUACGGAAAACAUGGGAGGACUGUUCAGCUACUUCCGCGGCCUUCUAGGGAACCGGGAAAUGCGUAUCCUCAUUCUCGGACUUGAUGGUGCGGGAAAGACCACUAUCUUGUAUCGACUACAGGUUGGCGAGGUGGUCACAACAAUUCCGACGAUUGGUUUUAAUGUUGAACAAGUGAGUUACAAAAAUCUCAAGUUCCAAGUUUGGGACUUGGGUGGGCAGACCAGCAUAAGACCGUACUGGCGAUGUUAUUAUAGCAACACAGAUGCUAUCAUUUAUGUGGUAGAUUCAGCAGAUAAAGAUAGGAUAGGCAUAUCGAAAGAUGAACUCUUAUAUAUGUUAAGGGAAGACGAAUUGGCUGGCGCCAUUCUGGUGGUGCUGGCAAAUAAACAAGACAUGGAAGGUUGCAUGAGUGUGGCGGAAGUGCAUCAAGCUUUAGGGCUCGAGGCACUGAAAAACCGAACGUUCCAAAUUUUCAAAACAUCUGCCACCAAAGGCGAAGGUUUAGAUCAAGCAAUGGAUUGGCUGGCGAAUGCGCUACAAUCGCGAAAAUAGUUUUCUGGGACACACUAUUCAACAGUUAAUGUUUCAAACCAAUUCAAUCGUACAGGACCCAAACCAGACAGCAGGAAAUUUAUUUAUCUAGACUAACGUUUUCGCUCAUAUUCAGAUGUAAGGUUUGAAAGCGAUUAUGUUAGCAGCCAGUUGAAACAAAACGAAUUACGCAAAAAUUGAGGGCCAAACAUUUCGUUCAUUAUUUGGUUCAAAAUCAGCAGUGCAAAUUAGCCUACAAAGGUACAUACAUCAACUUGCAAAUUAUUUUAGAGAAGUAUUUUGUUUGCUUUUUUUUUUGUUAGUUUGACUAUGCUUAAGAAUAAUAAGCUCCAGCGACGGACUCCGUAGAAUCCUUGCGCAUUAAUUUAAAUUAUCAUAAAGUAAUAUAUACAAGUGUAAUAAAACAGCAAUUUCAACA
Sabethes cyaneus is the source of this 1160-nucleotide messenger RNA. RefSeq names its product ADP-ribosylation factor-like protein 1 (gene Arl1). The coding region runs from base 200 to 742 and encodes 180 amino acids. Gene Ontology annotation, cellular component: cytoplasm; Golgi apparatus. The record is from RefSeq and is a predicted model, not a curated record. Lineage: Eukaryota; Metazoa; Arthropoda; Insecta; Diptera; Culicidae. The transcript has 4 exons. Gene Ontology annotation, biological process: intracellular protein transport; vesicle-mediated transport. Gene Ontology annotation, molecular function: GTP binding; GTPase activity.